Rotaria sp. Silwood2 is the source of this 291-nucleotide messenger RNA. NCBI's taxonomy places the organism in Eukaryota, Metazoa, Rotifera, Eurotatoria, Philodinida, Philodinidae. The record is from the annotation of a GenBank genome assembly.
AUGUCUUCAAGAAGUAUUAUCGUCUUAUUCUUCACUAUUUUAUGGUCAAUCAACAUCAGUAAUAUGAAGGCUUAUCGAUUGAAUAAUGAUAAAAUACAAAUGAAUAAUCUUGAUGAAAGUGUUGAACGUAAAGAUCCAUAUAUCAUUCAACGACUUCAAGCAUUACUUGCACCAAUCGAAGUUGCAGAUGAUGGAAGUAAUAUGAAGAAUUACUCGCCCUUUGAUCAUAUUAUUAGUACUCGAUUAGCAGUAAAUCGUCGUCCAGGACUCAUUCGUUUAAAAAAGAAGUGA